CUGAUUGCGGAGGCUCUAGAAGCCAGAGGUGAAGGCCUGGAUGCGACAGGUGGCCAGGGGCGUGAGGGGCUCAGGAGGGCCUUCAGGCAGGGGGUUCUUCUACCCACCUUGGGGCCUACAUUUGAGGGGCCAAGGCCCAGACAAAAGCAGCCCAGGGUUGAGCCAGGUAGUGCUGGAGGGCUGGAGCAUCAGCAGAGAGACGGGCUGAGGCUGACAGGCCAGGCUCAGCAGGUGGACGUGGAAGGAGAGGUGAGGUGUUGGGGGUGAUUUCCGCAUGAAUGGCAUGAUGGGUCAUCACCUGAGCUGGAGACGCAGCAGGAGGGCAGGUGUGGGGACAGGGCACAUCUCUGGGGCCUGUCAGACACGCGGGCUGUGUAACCUCAGUGGGAUGUGGGGCUUGGGGCUGGUCGAACCCCUGGGCAGCUGUGGCACGAACAGAGCCCCAGAGGGGAGCCUGGAGACAGGAGGACCACCCAGAGGGGUACCGGGGGAGUGAGGGGCCAGGGCGUGGCCAGGGAGGUGAGGCGUUCAGCCUGCUGUCAGCCUAGCAGCCGCCUGAGUCACCUCUGGACAGAGCCAGGAUGACACAGCUUCCUCGGACUGCAAACGCAAGGUGACCAGACGUCCUCCAAGCCAGGCAGACAGUCAUGUCUUGCCGGAGGGCGGCCAGCCAGGGCCAGCCUGCAGGCUGGGUGUGGGCUAGGCUGAUGGGGUGCACCCGCACGUGGAGGGGAGUUGGGCGGGAGGUACGAGCCCUCCCGGUGCCAGGCCUGUCUUCAGUUGGGUGAGGCGUCAGCUUGGGGGGCAAGCUGGCCAUGUCACCCUGUGCUCAUGGGACAGUUGCCUUCUGUGUCGGCCCCACUGUGCUGCCAGCUGGGAGGGGCGCUCAGCUUUGGGUCCUCUGUGAGAAGGCCCCCAGCCCCCCAGGACAGAGGCUUCUGGCUUUGGGGUUUGCACCCAUCAGGGUGAGUCAGAUGCUGUUCUGCUGUGUGAAGUGGAGAUCUGCUUCAGGACAGAACCCUUUUCCUCCCUUCCUGUUUUCCUCCUGCCCUCUUCCCUCUCCCUGGAUCUGACCCCCUCGGAGACCUGGGAGGGCUGAAGGGGGCAGGCACGGGGAGUGGCAGCCGCCAUCACUCCACACUGAACAGGAACAAGAGUUUUUUUGAGCGUCUACCCUGCUGGGCACCAGAUUCGGCUUCCUGUGCACGGGAAGCUCAUGGUGUAGGCUAGUCUAACUGAGGUAAGGGUUAGAGCCCCGUCAGACUCCAAAAACCCCUUUUCUGACAUCAUCUAGACCUAGGGCUGUUUGAGUUGGGGCCAUUGCGCCCAUCAGCCACCUGGCUUUACUGGUGGAACAAAUGUUCCCCCCACCCCCCAAGGCCCUGAACCUGAGUCUAGCCCAGUGAGGGCCUGAGCGCACUCGGGAUGGCCUGGGUCGUGAGUUGCCCCAGAUGAGCCGAGUCAGAGGGUGGGCAAGCAGCAGGUGUUUGCUGGGGGAUGGAGGGGCUGAGACCCUGGCCUCCAGCUCACCUGCCCCUGGAAGGGCUGUCCUGCAUUGUUGAACCUGGACGACUUGCCUGUUCUUUGUGGGUCCCGGAAGGGAGGGCCACCCCCGGCUCCUUUACUUGUUCCCAACUAUGCCAUCCCCAGAGGUGACUCCCAUCUAGGCUGCUGGUCCAUUGUUUUUCUUUUAGGGCAGUCUUUCCCUUGACUUUGUUCAGAUGCACACCAGGAUGAAGUUUCUGGCUUUGGGUUGAAAACCACCCUCUUCAGGUAGGAAAGCAGUCACCUGAAAGGUGUUCCAAGGUCUAAGUGCUGACCGAGCAGCCUUUCUUGACCAGCAGCGUCUUGAGGGCUGCGUGAGCUGAGCGUCUGGCUCUUGUUCACUCGGUGGGUGGGCAUGUGCGCCUCGGAGGUUCACACCCGCCUUCGGGGGUCCCCGCCUGGCUCUGGCUGCCAAUUUACUGGAAUUCCAAACAGCCCAUGCAGAAAGCGUGCACGUGUGGCUGAGGUUCUGUUAGUUGGUGGUGAGGGGACUCGAUGCCCCGAGCGUCCUCCUGUGCAGCUGCUGGAGAGCCGUGUGCGGGUGCUGAGCGGGGGCCAGUGUGGUGGAAGGCGAGGCCGCCUCGCCGCUCCUGCCCGGCCUGUCGGGGCCUCGGUCUCUAACCCUGGCUGCGGUCCGGCCCGGGACCAGAAAGCAGUUCCUCCUGCGUGCGCUCUGGUGGCCGUGAGGUUGCCUGAGGUUCAGGGCUUUAUAAAUACACGUUUUAGGGCAGUUGUUUUAAACUCAGUUGUCCAAACUCGCACAGGUACGAAACUUUUCUCUGAACCUGUUUUCCAAAAGCGAACUGUCGGGUUUUUUGCCCGUCAUGUUUGAAGUGAUCUUAGGUCACUGCUGCAUGUAUUUUGCGUAGCUUGGCAUAGGGGAGUAAUGGUGCCGUUUCUGUCCAUAAACUGAGUUCAGGAAAGACGGGCAGUGCCCAGCCAUUGCCGUGCUCCUGGAGCUGGCUCCCUGGACCAGCGGCUGAGUCUGCGUAUGUAGUGCCCCCCGGGGCAGCCCGCUCUCCAGCAGCUGGUGGAGACUUCCAGGGGUGCCUCGGCGGCGGGGGGUGGGGGAGGCAGGAGCUGAAACCUGGUCCGCCCGAGGCAGUGGGGGUUGUGUCUGUGAGCAGGGGUCCAUGGGACGGUGUCUGCCCUUGCCUGGGACUUGCCCACCCAUGUCUGGGUCUCUGGUUUCUCAGGGGGGCCCUGGUGCGGGUCCCAGCCCUCUGGGGGUUGAGUGGAGCCCCCAGUCAGGGUCUCUCCUGGCUCAGCCCAACCGAGGCUUUUGCGAGCUGGACAGAACUCUGGGACCCCUGGUUCCGAUCCCCUCAUUUUCAGAGGAGGAGAGUAAGACCCACAGAAGUGCUUUACUGGCUCGUUCCCCAACUUUGUCUCAAGGCGAUGAUCACCUCCACAUGUACUCCUGUUCGCUCUUAGGCCUCACGUCGCUCUUGUUGAACGGGAGGUCCGAGAAGGGCAGGGAGUCCCCAGAGGUCAGACCCCAGCGUGGAACCCUCCCACAAAGAGAGACGUCCCUCCUCUCUUGGACCCCAGGUGGGCCCCAGGGCCGCUCUUCUCCCAUCCCUGCCGAGGCUCUCAUCUGUGUCCUGUGCCCAGAAGGCAGAUGGGGUGCAGAGCUGGUGGAUAUGGGGCUUUGCCCAGGUGACCUUGACCUUUCAGAUGCAGCCAACGGACCCUCAUGGGGCCUGUCUGGAGGGGAGGGGGCCGAGCCCUUGCAGUGCUGUGGCCCAGUCCUGUGCCCAUCCUGGUUACCUGGACAUCCCACCACUAACUGUCACGGAGGGCCGGUCCCCAGGGGAAGUGUACCUGCCUGCCCUGAGCGCAGCCCUGUGGCCCUGGGUGCUGGCUGAGCUGGCCCGCCACCGUGGGGGAGGCACAGAAAGCCCUGCUGGUCGGGGUCUGAGCGGAGCUCCCUCCUUUGCUGGGGCCUCCCUUUUCUCAUCAGGCGGGCUGGGCGGUCCGUGCAGGGUGGGAGGGCCUUAGGUCUGUGGGAAUGUGAGCUCCUUGCUCUGUAAACAGCUGUGACUCACCGCACAACUAUGCCCUGGCGUCUCCAGGCCCUUGUGCGCUGACGUGUGCUGGAAUGACACCCGGUGGUGGAAAAGUUUCUCAGGGCUCUCCCAGCUGCCUGGCUCCUGCUGGCCCUCCAGGUGCUUUCUCUAGCACGGUGUGACCCCCGCACCCGGAGGGAGGGGCGCUAAUUGUGCGCCCCCUGCCCCCCACAGAUGCCGGGGGUCGGCCUGCUGUCAGGAAGCGGCUCCUGCUCCCUGCCGUGACCACCCCAUGCUGCUGCGUCGUCUGCGUGUCUGUCUCGGGCACACGCGUGGGGGUGUGGAGGAGCCCGGAGCCCCCCGGGGGUGUGCCCGGCCCCGGCCCUGCUGCUGUCCUGCUCGCCGUCAUCCAGCAUCGGCGCCCGGGAGUGUUGCCAGGGGCAACUGGGGGUCCAGCGACCUGGGUGCUGAGACCCUCUGGUGGCGGAAGGCAGGCGAGCCGUGGGGACGGGUUAGGGUCCCGGGGCUGUGGGCGAAGGAAGGCAGGGUGGAGACACCCACCCGAGUCCCGCUCACCCUCGAGAUGGAGGCUCGGCUGAGGCUCCCUCUCUGGGGCCCGCAUCCCCCCGUCGUGCAUUUCUCUGGUGUUCUCUCUGCUCAGUUCACCGUGCCUGGCGUUUGGAACGUAGACCCGGGUCCCUAACCCAGUGACAGAGCGUGGGGGCAAGUCUAGAGCCGCGGGGUCACACGGGUUUGUUUACUGUCCCGCAGCCUGUGUGUGUGCACCAGCCGCCCGAAGCCAUUGUUGCUGUGGGCUUCUCUGUUGCCAUGGCGACCACCAGGGGCUGGCUACUUCCCAAGGUCGCCAUGGCAACUAUCAGAGGGGAAUCAUGCUUGGGAUGCUUUGGCUGGCUUUUUCAUGAAUGAUUAGAAUGUGUGACACAAUGCAGACGCGAAAACUCGAAGGGCGGGCAGCGGCGGGGCUGGCGGGCGCCGGGGACAACUCCCGCCAGACAGCCGCCCCAUGAGCUCGUGCAGCCGCGGCUCCCCACCUCCCAGAUCCUGCCCUGGCCGCGCAGGGAGACCCCGCCCACCCCGAGGGCCUCAGGUCAUGGCUCUGGGGCAGCCCAGGUGGGGGUGGUGAUGUCACAGCCGCAGUGCCCUUUGCAGAGUUGCAGUUUCCAAGCCCUUCUGUUCGGGUGACUGUGUCCAGGUUAUGACGACUAAUCCCAAACCAAACAAGGCGUUAAAGGUCAAGAAGGAGGCGGGCGAGAACGCCCCGGUGCUCAGCGAUGACGAGCUGGUGUCCAUGUCGGUGCGGGAGCUGAACCAGCACCUGCGGGGCCUCACCAAGGAGGAGGUGGUGCGCCUGAAGCAGCGGCGGCGCACGCUCAAGAACCGCGGCUACGCGGCCAGCUGCCGCAUCAAGCGGGUGACGCAGAAGGAGGAGCUGGAGCGGCAGCGCGUGGAGCUGCAGCAGGAGGUGGAGAAGCUCGCCUCCGAGAACGCGAGCAUGAGGCUGGAGCUCGACGCGCUGCGCUCCAAGUACGAGGCCCUGCAGACCUUCGCCCGCACCGUGGCCCGCGGGCCCGUCACCCCCACCAAGGUGGCCACCACCAGCGUCAUCACCAUCGUCAAGUCCGCCGACAUCUCCUCCACCUCUGUGCCCUUUUCGGCCGCGUCCUAGUGCCCGCCCAGGGUGGGGCCUGGGGGGCUGCGGCCGGGCAGGUGGUGGGCUCCUCCCUUGUGCCCAUCAGACGAGCCUACGGGGAGCAGACCCCUCAUCACCUGAGUCAAGCACAGACUCGCGGCGGGGACGGGGCUGCCGGCCGAAGAUGGGGUCUCGUGAGACUGUGUGCUGCACGCCUUCCCACACGCACGCACACGCAAACACGCACACGUAUGCACCUGGCCUUCCUCUGGGCCCCACCGGCUCUCUCCGGACCGUCCUUUUCUAGGGGUGUGGGUCUCGCGCCGGGGGCGGGCGUCGGGAUGUACGGAGGGAAGGUCCUUGGGAGGUUCCUGGCCCUGUGGCCCAGACGGCGGGGGCUCUGUCUUCCACCCAUCCCGAGAGUGGCCCGCUGUGGUCCACCAGCCGGUGCGGGGACCCCCUCGCUGCCCUGAGCUCUGGUGCCGCAGGACGAACCAUGUGCUCCUGGUGACGAAAAGCACCAUGACCCUGCUUUUAGCCUUACGGGAGACCUGCACCCUGCGAGGCGGAGGGAGGGCCGCCCGAGGGGCUGUGUGCGCGUGCACGCGUGCCCCACGAUGUGCCAGCCAUCGCACCAGCGUACCGGCAGCAGCGGGGCCUCGGGGGAGAGGCUCGGAAUGGCCGGUCACUGGGGGGCCUCCGGGGUCCAUGCGGCAGACGGUUGCAUGGGGGUUGGGAGCUUUGCCUCCGUCGGACCUGCAGAGGAGUGGUAGCUGCUGGGUGGGGAGGGGGGCAGCCAGCCGGGGAAGGUGGAGCCCUGCGCAGGGAGGGUGGCGGGGCCUGGGGGUGGGCGCGUGGAGGUUCUGUGCAGAAUGGGGGUGAGGUUGGCAGGGGCCUCGGGAGUGGGCUCUGGUUCUGCUGGAGGGGACGGAUGGGGUCUGAGGGUGAGGAGGGCGUGGUGACAAGGGAGGUGACAUGGCAGGGGCCCAGGACCCCCCUCCUGGGGGCACUUGGGCGGUCUCUUGGUGCAGACGACAAGGGGACGCAGCUACCUUGGUGCUUAAUCCUCGCCUGGAACCUUUACUAGCUCUUUCUGGCACCUGGAGCCCCUGAUGACCUUGGUGACUCUUGCCGGGGCUUCCCUCCCGUGAGCCUCGAUCGAUCGGGGCUCCCAGCUCCCGUGUGCCGAGCUUGGACUGCCCCUUCCUGGCCCUGCUGGAGAGAGGCUGGGGCUGCAGGGUCUGGGAGUGGGCGUUGAGCUCAAGCUCCCGGCCUCCUCUUGGCCCUGCCACCCACCACCGAGGGAGACCCCCACCCCCAGCAAGCCAUGGGCCACCCGCACAGGAAGAGGAGGAUUGGGCAGGGCAGAUGGCCCCAAGGGCUGCAUCCUCCUCCUGCGUCUGCUGUCAGGAGCGGCUGGGAAAGGUCUGGGGCCCCCGCAGCACUGCUGUGUGGCCUUCGCCUUGGCCUUGUCCUGGGGGAAGGUGAAAGGUCAGGGGUGUGCUGGAUCCUUACGGAGAAGAAGGCCCAGUGUGUUUAAAAAAAAAAAAAAAAAGAGUUGAUACCAUAGCCAUGGUAGGUAAUCCACAUUGGAUAUCAAUAAGGACCAUGGGGAAAUAUUUAAAAGAAAGAAAGUAUAUAUAUAUAUAAAAUUAUAUACACAUUUUAUCGUACAGAUUUUUCGUAACUUUUCCUGUUUUUACUGUAAAUCCCUAAUAGAGCAGAGCUGCAGUUGGAGUAGAGUGGGGGUGGGAGCUGGUCGCCCCCGCCCCCAGCUCUGGGGAGGGAGGCCCGGGCUGCCCGCCCGACGCUUCCCUCUGCGUUCCCACCAGCCCUCGGGAGCGCCGAGGCCCCACCUGGGGGGACCCGGGGCCAGGGAAGGAAGACCAGAGCCUUUCCCGAGUGCUUUUCCUUUCAGCUCACCGAGAUUCCAUUGUCACAGGUUUAAUAUAUGGAUUUUUUUUAUUUAAGAGAAAAGGCAAGGACUUGUGUCCCUGGAGUUUGCUCCCCCUGCCUCCGGGGCUUCAGACGCGGGUCCUUCCUGGGGACGGGGCCUCCCGCUUCCUCGCCUCCGUCGCUCGGCUGCUCCAUUUCCAUAUUUAUUUUUGUGCUGCUUUUAUCAUGGUAUAAAUUAUUGAGAAGAGAUCCCACGUCAUGGUCCUCGUGCGUAGGACUCGUGCCCCGCGCCCGCCCUGUCCCCUCACGGCCACCACCUAAUUUAUUGCUGUACAUCUCUGCUGUGAUGCUUUUGUACCUUUGCAAUAAAGAGUUUUCUGGUUUCA
Molecule: messenger RNA, 7487 nt
Organism: Mirounga angustirostris (Northern elephant seal)
Lineage: Eukaryota; Metazoa; Chordata; Mammalia; Carnivora; Phocidae
Gene: MAFK
Product: MAF bZIP transcription factor K
Exons: 3
Coding region: 4771-5241 (156 amino acids)
Biological process (GO): regulation of transcription by RNA polymerase II
Cellular component (GO): nucleus
Molecular function (GO): RNA polymerase II cis-regulatory region sequence-specific DNA binding; DNA-binding transcription factor activity, RNA polymerase II-specific
Source: RefSeq, a predicted model, not a curated record